Lactuca sativa (garden lettuce) is the source of this 2145-nucleotide messenger RNA. RefSeq lists its product as uncharacterized. The record is from RefSeq and is a predicted model, not a curated record. Lineage: Eukaryota; Viridiplantae; Streptophyta; Magnoliopsida; Asterales; Asteraceae.
AUGACUACGGAAGAAGGAAGUAGUGAAGUCGCAAAUGUGCCCCCUGUCGUCGAAGAGAAAGGAAGAAAGUCUAGGAAGAGGGACCAAUCGAUAGAUGCCUUGGCAAGCUUAGAGAACAAGCUUACAAGGACAGAGAUUAACGUCGGUGAGAUCCUUGAAUGGAAGGAUAUCGUCAAUCAGUUCGUUGCCGAGAUAAGUGACACGAGCGAUGGAUUGAAGGAGACCAUCGGUGUCAUCAAGGAAGAAGUCCUUGGAUGUAUUAACACCGUGCGGAAUGAGUUCCGUGAGAAGGUAGCUACUCUAGAAGCCGAAGUAAAUUUGUGCAAAGCCGAAAUUGCUGGAGGAGCAAGUACAAAGAUGACAUCACAUGCCGAUGCACCUAAACCCCUGAAGUACGGAGGUAAGCGUGACCCUAAACUUCUUGAAGAAUUUUUCUGGUCCGUAGAAUGUUAUUUCAAUGCAAUCGGGGUAAAGGACAAUAAGCCCAAAAUAGACACGGCUGUCCUAUACCUAUGUGAGAACGCCGCCCUAUGGUGGAGGCGGAAGCAUAACGAUAUAGAAAAAGGGUUGUACACCAUAGAGACCUGGGAUGAGUUCAAAAGGCAACUCAAGAAGCAGUUUUGUCCCCAUAACGCCGAAGAUAUAGCAAUGAAGAAACGUCGAGGGCUGAAACACGUUGGGUCAAUUAAAGAUUAUGUGGCAGAAUUUACUGCGUUAAUGCUGGAGUUGCCUGAAUUACAAGAAAAAGACAAGUUAUUUUAUUUCCAAGAUGGACUACAAUCUUGGGCCUAUAACGAACUCAAGCGAAGGAAUGUCCAAGAUAUUGAUGAAGCUAUUGUUGUAGCGGAAGACCUUAUGGACUUCCGAAGAGAUGCAUUGAUUAGAAGGACUAGUGGAGGAGAUAAAGCUGCACCAAGGCCGUCACCAAGGGACGAUAGACCUGCUGUCAAACCCUCAACUUUCAAAGGAAAGGCGAUCGAAGGAGGGACUCGUAAGGAGGUGAAGUGUUAUUUAUGUGACGGUCCCCAUCUAAUAAGAGAUUGUCCCAAGAAGAAAAGUUUCAACGCCAUGGUCUUUGAAGAUGAAAAUGAAGAAAGGGACAAACAACAAUUAAGCUCGAUGCGUCUACUCAACUCGGUGGCUAAGGAAGAGACAAAACCAAAGAAGGGAGGAGGUCUCAUGUUCGUGAAGACUAAAAUAAAUGGAGAGACAACUAAAUCCCUAGUCGAUACAGGUGCGUCUUAUAACUUUCUUGCCGAAAAUGAAGCCAAGAAAAGGAAUAUUCAAUACACCAAGGAGAUAGGUUGGCUGAAAGCAGUAAAUUCCCCAUCCAAACCCAUCCUUGGUGUCGCCCACAAUGUGCCCAUCGAGAUUGGAGGAUGGACAGGAACCAUAGACUUAACAGUAGUCCCUAUGGAUGAUUACUGCAUAGUGCUUGGGAUGGAAUUCCUAGACGAAGCCUGGCCUUUUUCAUUUGAAGAUCAAACCAUGCGCCUCACCAAGGGAUCCUCAAUUCACAUUGUUCCCUUAGAAAGAAGCAAGGAGAAUUCCCAUAUCAUUUCAGCCAUGCAACUUAGCAAAGGCCUUCGAAGGGGCGAGGUGACAUUCCUAGCCAUAUUAAAAGAAGAAGUCGAUUUUCCGGAAAUGGAGGUACCGAACAAAAUCAAGAAGGUACUUGAGGAAUUUAAAGAGGUAAUGCCACCGAAAUUACCCAAGAAACUACCACCACGAAGAGAGGUAGAUCAUGAGAUAGAAUUAGAACCAGGAGCAAGGCCACCAGCAUUGAGACCGGACCGAAUGGCACCACCGGAAUUAGAAGAGCUAAGAAAACAGUUGAAGGAGUUACUAGACGCUGGCUUCAUCAGACCUUCCAAAGCUCCGUUUGGCGCCCCAGUAUUGUUCCAAAGGAAACAGGAUGGUAGUCUAAGAAUGUGUAUUGACUAUCGAGCCUUGAAUAAGGUAACCGUGAAGAACAAGUACCCAAUCCCCUUAGUCUCCGAUCUCUUCGAUCGACUCACAAAUGCUCGAUGGUUCACAAAGUUAGAUCUACGAUCGGGGUAUUGGCAAGUUCGCAUAGCAGUGGGAGACGAGCCAAAGACAACAUGUGUGACCAGGUAUGGAACGUUUGAGUUUUUCAGAGCGUGA